Leptosia nina is the source of this 519-nucleotide messenger RNA. The record is from the annotation of a GenBank genome assembly. Lineage: Eukaryota; Metazoa; Arthropoda; Insecta; Lepidoptera; Pieridae.
AUGUGGAGCAAGUGGGCAAAAGUAAACAGCCAAGUUAAAGGAGCGCGACGCGGAUAUUGCUCGCUAUCUGGAGCAGUAAUGCCGUAUAAGUGCAACAAGUGUCGCCUUGUGGCGUCCCUAAUAUGGAUAGUCGUCGAGCUGCCAUAUGGCCAGCAGCCGACACAUCCUCGCGUCUUGCCACUGCAGCUCGGGGAGUGUAGAGUAGCGACCGGAAGCGAAUGCAAGAACGUCAGCCGCAAGAGCAUUGCGGUCGCUACGUGCAUACCUUCUCGUUGCGCGCGCGAGAACUGCGUGCGGUGUGCGUGCACCGCUGGGACCGAACUGACUGAAGGGAGGCACGAGACGAGGCAACGCACGCUCGCCAGCGAGGACCCCACCGCCACCGCCUCUCGCGGACGCUCUAGGCGGACGCCCGCCACAAGUGACUCUAUCGCGGAGCACUACGGCCCGAAUCGCAGGAGCACUGACCCACCUCCUGAGCCACUUCGAGUGCCACUCGUGCUCCACUCACACUUCUAA